GACCCCCUCGAUGAGCAGAGCCGGCGACCCCCGGGUUGCGGCCCACGGUGACACUGAUCAGCAAGAGAUGACGCCAAGUAAGAGGAGUCCGGUUCUUGUGGAUGGGGUUGUACUGAACGGCCCCCAGACAGAUGUAAAAGCAGGGGAGAAAUUUGUCGAAGAGGCCUGUAGGCUGAUAAUGGAAGAGGUGGUUCUGAAAGCUACGGACAUCAAUGAGAAGGUGUGUGAGUGGCAGCCCCCCGAACAGCUGAGGCAACUCCUGGACUUGGAGAUGAGGGACACGGGAGAGCCACACGACCAGCUGCUGAGACUCUGCCGGGAUGUCAUUCGCUUCAGCGUCAAAACCAAUCACCCGAGAUUUUUCAAUCAGUUGUAUGCGGGACUUGAUUACUACUCUUUGGUGGCCCGGUUUCUAACAGAAGCAUUAAAUCCCAGCACUUACACCUAUGAGGUCUCUCCGGUGUUUCUGCUAGCGGAGGAAGAGGUUCUGAAGAAGAUGAUGGAAUGUGUUGGCUGGAAAGAAGGGGAUGGAAUAUUUAACCCAGGUGGCUCAGUGUCCAAUAUGUAUGCAAUGAAUUUAGCUAGAUAUAAAUACUGCCCAGAUAUUAAGGAGAAGGGUCUGUCUGGCUUGCCAAGAUUAAUCCUUUUCACAUCGACAGAGUGCCACUAUUCUAUGAAGAAGGCGGCCUCCUUCCUUGGGAUUGGCACUGAGAACGUGCGCUUUGUGGAAACAGACGGAAGAGGUAAGAUGAUACCCGAAGAGCUGGAGAAGCAAAUCCAGCAAGCAAAACAAGAGGGGACAGCGCCAUUUCUUGUCUGUGCCACCUCUGGUACCACUGUGCUGGGCGCCUUCGACCCUCUGGAUGAAAUAGCAGACAUCUGUGAGAGGCAUGGUCUCUGGCUCCACGUGGACGCUUCUUGGGGAGGCUCAGCGUUAGUGUCAAGAAAGCACCGCAGGCUGCUUCGUGGCAUCCAUAGGGCUGACUCGGUGGCUUGGAAUCCACACAAGAUGCUCAUGGCUGGGAUCCAGUGCUGUGCUCUGCUAGUGAGAGACAACUCUGACCUUCUUAAGAAAUGCUAUUCGGCCAAGGCAUCCUACCUCUUCCAGCAGGAUAAAUUCUAUGACGUCAGUUACGACACGGGGGAUAAGUCUAUCCAGUGUAGCAGGAGACCCGAUGCAUUCAAGUUCUGGAUGACCUGGAAGGCCCUGGGCAUGUUAGGCCUUGAAGAGAGAGUUAAUCGUGCUCUUGCCCUAUCUAGGUACCUGGUAGAGGAAAUCAAGAAAAGAGAAGGAUUCAAGUUGCUCAUGGAACCUGAAUAUGCCAAUAUUUGCUUUUGGUACAUUCCACCGAGCCUCAGAGAAAUGGAAGAAGGACCAGAGUUCUGGGAAAAACUGAGUUUGGUGGCCCCAGCUAUUAAGGAGAGGAUGAUGAAGAAAGGAAGCCUCAUGCUGAGCUAUCAACCUCACCGGGGGAAAGUUAACUUCUUCCGCCAGGUGGUGAUCAGCCCUCAAGUGAGCCGGGAGGACAUGGACUUCCUGCUGGAUGAGAUAGACAACCUCGGUAGAGACAUGUAGCCAUGGCUUUCAGCCUCCCCCGAGGCGACUCUCCUGAUCUGGGGAGGGAUACAGACCCAGGGUAUCUAGAGAUACGCUGAGUAGAUUGCAGCCCUUCUGAGGAGAGUUAGGAAAGACUCACUCCCUAUGCAGAACACAAAAUGCUAAUAGUCAUAAAGGCUUGUUUGUUGCCUGGCUGUUGUUGUGGCUAGAAAGGAAAAAAAGAAAUUGAGGGAUACGUGUCACA
Jaculus jaculus (lesser Egyptian jerboa) is the source of this 1802-nucleotide messenger RNA. It is a transcript of the gene Gadl1, whose product is annotated as glutamate decarboxylase like 1. Gene Ontology annotation, cellular component: cytoplasm. Gene Ontology annotation, biological process: carboxylic acid metabolic process. Gene Ontology annotation, molecular function: carboxy-lyase activity; pyridoxal phosphate binding. Lineage: Eukaryota; Metazoa; Chordata; Mammalia; Rodentia; Dipodidae. The record is from RefSeq and is a predicted model, not a curated record. The transcript is spliced from 15 exons. Bases 11 to 1576 code for a protein of 521 amino acids.